Molecule: messenger RNA, 870 nt
Organism: Oikopleura dioica
Lineage: Eukaryota; Metazoa; Chordata; Appendicularia; Copelata; Oikopleuridae
Source: the annotation of a GenBank genome assembly
AUGAAGCUGUUUCAUUAUUUGAUGCUCGGCGCUGCCAUGGUCGAAGCUACCGGUGAGACAACAGCUGCUGGCGAAACUACGGAAGGUGGUAACACUGGCCAGUGGGCUGGAAAAUGGGCCCGAGGAAAGAAAAAGAAGGCAAAGGCACUCGCUGCCAACAAUCCUACAACUACAACAACCAGCACCACAUCUACGACUACCACGACUUCGACCACUACCACCACAACAUCAACAACAACCACUUCCACGACGACAACAACCACAACAACCACUCCAACAACAACCACAACCACUCCAACUACCACUUCAACCACUACCACCUCAACCGAAGCUCCCACCGAUCCCCCAACCGAGGCGCCAACUGCACCACCAACAGAAGCUCCCACCACUGGCGUCCCAGUCGACAUCGCCUGCACUCUCAAGAAGGGAAAAGCCCUCGGCUGCGCUAACUUCAACUUGGCUACUGGUGAUGCCCUUGCACAGCAGCUCAUGGCUCUCGGCGAAAAAGGACGAGCUGGAGUUACCUCCGCCGAUUUGAGCUACAACCCACGAUUGGACGUGGCGACUAUCCAGCAGAUCCUUGCCUACCUUCCAAACCUCAAGGCUGUCAACCUUGCUGGACUCGGCAUGAGCCAGAUGCACCCCGAUCUUUUCAAAAACAACCCAAGCUUGAAGAACAUCAACGUCUCCAACAACAACAUCGUCUGCGCCCGAGGCGUCUUCUCCCACCUCAAGCCCAAGAAGAUCAACUACGGCGGAAACCCUGCCCUCCAGAAGAUCACCGGCCGAUCCAAGGCCAAGAAGGGCAAGGCUCUCCAGGAUAUUGAGACCUUUAACUCUAUCCCAAAGGAUCACUGUAUUUAUGUCUGA